UAUUGAAUAUAAUAUUAUAACAAGUACAAUAAUUCAUCUAGGACUUAACCGUGGUUAUUUCAUAUCUAGAAAUAGAUCUGAGUUUAAAGUAUCAGCUGUUUCUUUCAUUUGAAGAAGAAGAACGCAUCAAUCACAGUAUGGCUUUCUACAACUACGACUCCGUUGAAAAACUUGAUGAUUCAAAAGAUGAGUGGACUGUUCGAGUUAGAGCGCAAUCAGUUUGGAAGGGUAUCACUAAAAAAACCGGUGAAUUCAGAGGCCUAAACAUAAUAUUCUUCGAUGACUACAGUUCAAGGAUCCACGGUUUCAUAGCCUCACAAAUUUGUCCAAAGUUUGAAGAUCAACUUUAUGAGGGUCAGAUUUACAUUUUACAAAAUUUCUCGGUAAAAGAAUAUAAUGGUGAUGAGACAAGUAGAUCUGUGAGAAAUGAGAAACAUAUCUACUUCACAAGUGAAACAAAAAUGGAGAUAGAUACGAAGGUUGGAAUAAAAUUUCCAACUCAUAGCUUUGACAUUCGAAAUUUAGAUGAGGUGGAUGCAAUGAAGGGAGACAAUAGAUUUCUGAAUGAUUUUGCUGCCGUGGUAGAGGGAAUUCCACAGAAAAAUGUCUAUACCAAGGACGAUGUUGAGAGGUCACAUGUUUCUUUCACAAUAACUGAUGGCAGGAAGUCACAAAAUGUAACUUUCUUCAAUGAGUUUGGUGACUUCUUUCUGGAUGCAUUUAGCAAAAUUGAAGACAAACCAGUAGUCAUUAUAAUAUGCUGUGCCAAAGUAACUGAAUGGAAAGGCGUUGUGUACUUGACUAAUUUCCCUGCCACAAGAUUUUAUCUAAAUAUCAAACAUGUUGCUGUUACAAUGUUGAAAGAGAGAUAUCAUAAGCCAGAUUUUUAUGUGAUGGACAUUGAUGAUGAUGAUGAUGUAUCUAAACUUGAGAUUAAAAAAGUGAAUGAGUUGCGCAAGCUGAAUGAAAGUUACAUUCAGAAAAAGGUUGCCUGUGAGGUUACGGUGAAAAGGUUUGACGAGAAAAUGAAUUGGUUUUCUCCAUUUUGUCUCCAAUGUGAGAAAGACAUCAAGUUGGCUGAUGGAAGCUAUCAGUGCUGUGGAAGAAGUAUCCUGUAUCCGGACAAAAGGUUUCGUUUAUACAGCUUAUGUUCUGAUAGCACAGGAACAGUUGCAAUUGUUUGGCCUGAUGAGGAAAUUUGCCGCCUAACAGGGAAAACGGUAUAUGAUGUUGAUGCGGAAGAAAUUGAGACAGUGGAAGGUGUUAACAAAAUACCUGAUAUCCUUAAAAGCUUUGAGAAGAAAGCAUACACAAUAACAAUUGUGGUUAGUGAAGAAAAUGUAACAAAAGGAUCAAAUGUGUUUCACGCAUCAAACAUUUCCAAACCACACGAAGUCACAGACACCCAUUCUCCAGGUCCUAACAAAAAUGUUGUUGCCGAGCAAGAAGAAAUUAUUGAUGUGAAUAACAAAGAAAUGUUGUCCAACGUAAACAGUCCGCCAACUGAGAAAUCAACCAACCGUACAAGAUCAAGGCUUCCGGAGGAAAAGUUGGAGACAUCAAUCAAACCGCCAAAAUUUAAAAAUAUCAAAGUUGAGAAAAUGUAAGCUCAGCUUCUCAAGGAAAUUGAAUCCAGCUGACAACUAGGAUCAUCUCACUCAUCAAAGUUGUGUACUAAACAGGAGAUGCAAAGACUAUUUAUAUCCUACAUUUUGUGUCAGAUGGAAUGCUUUUGUAAUCCACAUGAACGGCAUUUGUGCCAUGGAACUUGAAACCACCGAAACAUUUGGUCUCCUAAAAAUCAUGUAAUUCAUACCUUUUUAUUCGGAUGCAACCAGGGCCGGUUAGCUAGAUUUGAGAGCCUAAGCAGACAGCAUCAAAAGGCCUUUUUUAUAUAUAAAAAUUAUUUCUUAUUAAAAA
This is a messenger RNA of Daucus carota subsp. sativus, 1920 nucleotides long. RefSeq lists its product as uncharacterized. Lineage: Eukaryota; Viridiplantae; Streptophyta; Magnoliopsida; Apiales; Apiaceae. The coding region runs from base 138 to 1607 and encodes 489 amino acids. The transcript is spliced from 12 exons. The record is from RefSeq and is a predicted model, not a curated record.